This is a messenger RNA of Episyrphus balteatus (marmalade hoverfly), 1461 nucleotides long. Its product is annotated as hydroxylysine kinase. The record is from RefSeq and is a predicted model, not a curated record. Lineage: Eukaryota; Metazoa; Arthropoda; Insecta; Diptera; Syrphidae. The transcript has 4 exons. The coding region runs from base 90 to 1316 and encodes 408 amino acids. Gene Ontology annotation, molecular function: amino acid kinase activity.
ACUGUUAUCUUUAGCAGUUGCUGAUCAAACUUCAGGUUGAUAUCAUUCAAAAAGCAAGAUAGUAUCUGGCAGUUAAAAAGUUACAUCUUAUGGAAAUGGAACUAAACGCUUUGUCGAAAAAAUCCUACACGCUCAAUACAAAUUUUGAGCUCGGUGAAAAAUCAUCUGGAGAAGGAAAAUUUGCUACUGUUUCGGAGGAUGGCAAAAAAAAUGGUACCGAGGAACUUCUUCAGCCUGGAUCUGAUAUCCAACCAAAAGUUACCAUAGAAGAUGUUAAUAACCUAGCUCAGAGGUUGUAUGGGAUUACAGUUGGGGAAUUGAAAGAGAUGAUUUCUUAUGAUGAUCGGAAUUAUUUUAUUACUGAAGACAAGAACGUAAAAAAUCCUCUUAUAACUCGAACCUGGCCGCAUGGAUAUACUUUGAAAAUUUUAAAUGCUCACGACUCCAAAGAACCGGAAUUCAUAGAUGCCCAAAAUGAAUUACUAAUGCAUUUAUCUAAACAAGGCAUUCAGUGUCCAAGACCUGUUGCUAACCUACAUGGUAAAUACUUCUCUGUGGAGAAAAUUAACGGUGUCAAUUAUGUUGUGAGACUUUUGGAAUUUAUUCCUGGAAAAAUUUUCAACCAAGUAACAAAGUCCAAUUACUUGUUCUUCCAAAGUGGAGAGUACCUAGCAAAGGUCAAUCGUGCCUUGAAGGACUUUAAUCACGAUGCUUAUCAAACGCAUAAAACUCUGUGGAAUCUUAUGUCCAUUCCUAAACUUAGAGACUUCGUAUACGUUCUAACAGAUCAUGGACGUAAAUCGAUCGUUGAACAGAUCAUCGAAUCUUUUGAAACCAAUGUCUUGCCACAUGUCGAUAAGAUGAAGAAGCAAGUCAUUCAUGGAGACUAUAACGAACAAAAUAUCAUAGUCGAGCCGAAGAAAAACUCAGAUGAAUUCAGAGUUUGUGGUAUCAUUGAUUUCGGUGAUACGACCUACUCACCGAUUAUUUUUGAAAUUGGAAUAGCAAUGACUUAUAUGAUUUUGCAAGCAAAGAGUCUGGUAGCUGGUGGAGUAUUUUUGGCCGGUUAUGAUACAAAUAAACCUCUUAAGCCGGAGGAGAAGAAAUUUUUAAAAUAUUGUGUGGCAGCAAGAUUAGCUCAGAGUCUAACGAUGGGAGCAUACACACAUUCAUUACAUCCGAGCAAUGAUUAUGUGCUGGUGACCCAGGAAGAUGGUUGGAAAUUGAUCGAAGAUUUAUGGGUUCAUAACUUUGAGGGAAUCGAUGAAAUAUGGGCUGAUGCAGCUGAUAAUUAUCUGAAACAGAGUGACAAGUGAUGGGAAUGAAGAUGAUAAUAUUGGAAGUUUUUUUAGUUUUAAGAUUUGUAUUAUGUUAUGUUUAUUUGAAACUCAUUCUAUAUUCUUCAUUAUGCAACUAAAGUCAAUUAAAUAAUAAAUAAAGCAAUAAUAUUUCGAUAAAUAA